CGUGUUUAAAAGGCGGCACGAUCAAGCAAUUUCAUCAUUACAGGCUAUCAAAUUUCUUCUUCAUAUUUCAAAUUUUUUCUGCUUAAACGGAGAAAAAUGAAUUGGGUUCAACGGAAAAUUUAUCUCUACAAUGUUACUUUUGGUUUGUACAUGCUCGACUGGUGGGAACGUUGUCUCUUCAAUAUUUUGGUGCUUGUGUUGCUAUGGUUUAUGUGUUACAACGGGUUUCGAUUUGCUUCUGAGCUCUUCAAUAGGCAAAUGUGGUGAAAGUUCAUCAGCUGUGUCGAGCGUUAUUCUUCACCAUAACUAAGACAGAUAUGUAUGCCUCUUUUGGCAUUUAACUUUUAAGGUUGUGAAAUUGUUUGCUGUGCCAUGGAUAUAGUUGGCUUUGUAUGAAUUCAUCUUACUAGAAAAAUACGUUCGUUUCUUAUUCUUUACCGAUAGAUGACACUUAAUGUAAUAGUUCGAACAAUCAAUCAGAAAUUCAAGUUGAAAUUAUUGAUUGUUGUGAGGAAUGCUUUGCUAAUAGCUUAUCAAUUUGUGACGUUUUUUUUUUUUGA
Molecule: messenger RNA, 560 nt
Organism: Solanum tuberosum (potato)
Lineage: Eukaryota; Viridiplantae; Streptophyta; Magnoliopsida; Solanales; Solanaceae
Exons: 3
Coding region: 97-267 (56 amino acids)
Source: RefSeq, a predicted model, not a curated record